Micropterus dolomieu (smallmouth bass) is the source of this 3588-nucleotide messenger RNA. Its product is annotated as sodium-coupled neutral amino acid transporter 2-like. Gene Ontology annotation, biological process: L-glutamine transport; amino acid transmembrane transport. Bases 307 to 1821 code for a protein of 504 amino acids. Gene Ontology annotation, molecular function: L-glutamine transmembrane transporter activity. The transcript has 16 exons. The record is from RefSeq and is a predicted model, not a curated record. NCBI's taxonomy places the organism in Eukaryota, Metazoa, Chordata, Actinopteri, Centrarchiformes, Centrarchidae.
GAACAGGGUCUUCUCUCCGAGCAUAUCGCUACUCUGGGAAUUUGGUUUAAUUAGAUUCAAAUUCAAAUUCUUUUCAUUUUACACUUCGGUCAGAGUGUAUUUGUUCGUUACUUGAACUGUUUCAGCUAGUGUUUUGAAUCAGACCCCGUCUGGUAACAGGCCUAUCCAUUCAUUCUUCAAUUUAUUCAUAUUUAACCUAAAUACACUCAAGGAUCACUCGGCUUUUGUGAAGAAAUCGUCAGGACAUUUGCUGUUUCUUUUUAUACUGAGAGGAUUUUACAGGCAUCCUGCCACAUCUUCAUAAGCAUGAAACAGCCCACUGCCAAAACUGAGAUGAGCCGUUUGAACGUCUCCAACGAAGAAGACAGCAUCAGCACCAACAGCAAUGAGUAUCCCUGUUCUAAGAAGGUCAACGGCCAAUACUCUGACGUGGAGGCAGAGAGUCAAAACUUCCUCCCUGAACACAACCUGGGCAAGAAGAAGUAUGAGACCGAAUAUCACCAGGGCAAUGCUUCCUUUGGCAUGUCCGUCUUCAACCUGGGCAAUGCCAUCAUGGGCAGUGGCAUCCUGGGUCUGUCCUACGCUAUGGCCAACACUGGCAUCGCCCUGUUUGUGAUUCUCCUCUCAGCUGUCGCCAUUUUCUCCUUAUAUUCUGUCCACUUGCUGCUGAAGACGGCCAAUGAAGGAGGUGCACUGGUGUACGAGCAGCUGGGUUACAAAGCCUUCGGGAUGCCGGGGAAACUGGCCGCUUCCUGCUCCAUCACCAUGCAGAAUAUUGGAGCCAUGUCAAGCUACCUCUACAUCGUCAAAUACGAGCUGCCCAUUGUCAUUCAGUCCUUUGUGGGAACCAAUGAGGAAUGGUACACUAACGGUAACUACCUGGUGCUGCUGGUGACACUCGUUAUAAUCCUGCCUCUGUCACUGCUCAGGAACUUGGGUUACCUCGGUUACACCAGUGGUCUGUCACUGCUCUGCAUGGUGUUCUUUCUGAUUGUGGUGAUCAUCAAGAAGUUCGAGAUCCCAUGCCCUUUGCCGCACGACUUCCAUGCUCUGAACAAAAACAGCAGCAAAGUACUGAACAUAUCCGACCAGAACACUACCGCUGUGGACUACAGCGAGGACGCAUGCACACCAAAAUACUUUGUCUACAACUCUCAGACUGUCUACGCUGUUCCUAUUCUGACCUUCGCCUUCGUGUGCCACCCUGCCAUCCUGCCCAUGUACGAGGAGCUCAAAGACCGUUCCCGCAGAAAGAUGCAGGGCGUUGCCAAUGUGUCCUUCCUGGCCAUGUUCAUCAUGUACCUGCUGGCCGCCCUCUUCGGAUAUCUGACCUUCAACUUGAACGUGGAGUCUGAGCUGCUGCACACCUACUCUAAGAUCUACAAGGAUGAUGUGUUGCUGCUGAUCGUCCGCCUGGCUGUGCUGGCCGCCGUCACUCUCACCGUCCCCGUGGUGCUUUUCCCUAUUCGUACCUCUGUAAACCAGCUCCUGUGCACCUCUAAGGAAUUCAGCUGGAUCCGCCACACCAUCAUCACUGUGGCCCUGCUGGCCAGCACCAACGCCCUGGUCAUCUUUGUCCCCAGCAUCAGGGACAUUUUUGGCGUCAUCGGCGCUUCUGCUGCUGCCAUGCUCAUCUUCAUCCUGCCCUCGGCUUUCUACAUCAAACUGGUGAAGAAAGAGUCCAUGAAGUCUGUGCAGAAGAUCGGGGCCACUGCCUUCCUGCUGUUGGGCUUCGUGGUCAUGAUCGGCAGCAUGAUCCUCAUCAUCCUGGACUGGGUCCACAAUGCCUCAGCCAGCUCGGACUCAGCCGACGGACACUAAAGCUCCACCUCCUGCUGGGCCUGUCGAGGAGAGGGAGGCUCUCAGCGCAAGAUUGCUACAGCCGCGCAACCAACAAAGAUCAGAAACCUAUUGUAAAAUGAAAAACACAAGAACUCACUUGAUGCUCGCCUUUGACUUCCUGAGCGACGAACCAUGCCAUUCCAAGAGAAUGUAUCCGAACUUUGUACAGUACGCUGUUAUAGGCCACAGAGAUGGUGUUUUCCUUGUUUUUCCUCUUUUUAUCCUAACCUUUUUUGUUGUCGUUUUUGCUUUUAAUGUUUUGUGUAGUUAUGGUACAGCUGAGAACAAAUAUUUGAAGGUGCCUCAAAUCAGAGACGAUAUAGUUGUAGAGUUGAAAAUGCAGCUUACACUCACGUACAGUAUUACGUGCGCACGAGUGUGGCUGUAACCUCGGAGCUCGGAAACAACACAUCCUGCUGAAAAAGUAUGCGAAUGUCCUGAAUAUUGACAGGAGGCAACUGACUUGAACGUUUAUCCUCAAAGACGAUUAAGUUCCUUCCAACAUUUGUUGUUUUUUUACUUUGCCAAAAAUGUAUUUGUGAAGAAUCUUUGUAUAUUGAAAAGCACUUACUGUUCAGCACACAAAACAGAUUUGUCAGUUUUCACAGGCGAGGCCUACUACACCGCCUAUUCAGUAUUCGUACAAAUGUUUUAUGACCUUGCUUAUAGCAUCAGCUUUCCUGGUAAAACAUAGUGCAGGACCUGCUUUUUCAAACACGACACUGGGAGCUGCAGAGUAUCUCACAAGAGGACUCUUUGAAACUGUAUUUACUCUUUAUAACAUGCUGAAGAUCUUGUUGGAGUAGCGUGUGCAGCAACGAGACUACUGCUUCAAGACCUGGAGGCCACUGAGCCUGCAGUUCCCCCUUCCCUGGAAUGGGAGGGGGAAACUUAAAAAUGUUUUCUUUAUGGGAGAAUACUUUGAAUUUGACCACAUGCAGUGGUUGUAAUAUACCUGUUAAACUUGCAAAAAUGAAAAACCAGAAGUCAAAUGUGCUCUCAAACUCUGACAACCAAACAACAACAAAGAAGUAUACAGAGAGCAUCUGUCACAUGUAUUUUGAGUGUUUUUACAUAUAGUUGCGAAGUAUUCUGCUUUCAAAAUGUUUCACAAGGAAGAACUUGAUAGCUCAACGUGGACUUGUCUCCUGUUGAGUUGUGAACCUCUCAUCUGACGGUGCACUGUGCUUCCAACACUAACUUAACAUCAAACUGUUAUUGUCCAACAUCUAUUUAUGGAAGACCGUUAAAAUCAAUGUAAUUUUAUCUAUUUUACUAUAUUUAUAUAAUAUGUAUAUAUAUAUGUAUAUAUAUCUAUUGAGUUCAACUGUAUAUACGCUUUGUUUUGUUUUAACUUUUUACAAUAAUGCAUUGGAGCCGUAGAACAUAAACAAAAAACCCCAAGAAGGGGAAUUUGUGAAAUUGAAUUGUCUCCAAUACACCAGAGCUUCAACUGUUCAUCUCCAUUAAGACUGACUGAAAUAUCCUACUGUGUUAAUUCUGUGAAAAGUGUGUUGUAUGUGGGAGCCACUGAUACAGCGGCACCAGUCUUUGUUUACUUUUUGGCCCCUAAACACAAAAAUGGAUCAGCAAAAUGUUCUUCACGCACAUCUUGGUUAAAGAGUACGUCAGCCAUCUCUUGACCUCAGGAGCAAGGAGGGCUUCGUCUGCCAGUUUUACACUCUUGUUUCAAUGAAACACUAUGUACAUCCUGUAAAUAAUGUCCAAGUAAAAUCAAAGAAUCUA